Cydia strobilella is the source of this 4450-nucleotide messenger RNA. It is a transcript of the gene Vps39, whose product is annotated as vam6/Vps39-like protein. Gene Ontology annotation, cellular component: membrane; cytoplasm. Gene Ontology annotation, molecular function: protein binding. Gene Ontology annotation, biological process: vesicle-mediated transport; endosomal vesicle fusion; autophagy. The coding region runs from base 215 to 2779 and encodes 854 amino acids. Lineage: Eukaryota; Metazoa; Arthropoda; Insecta; Lepidoptera; Tortricidae. The transcript is spliced from 13 exons. The record is from RefSeq and is a predicted model, not a curated record.
AAAAACAACAAUACAGAAAUGUUAAUAAAAAUAUUUUAUUUGGUUUAGAUUUAAUAGCAAAUAUAUUACAUGCUAAUUUACCUGUAUUCAUAGUGCUCUUUAGUCAUAUUGUACUUCGACAUGAUAUGAAAUAAUCGUAUCGAUGUAAUAGAGUUUUGGACGCGUAUCGUGUCAGCAAUUAUUAAUUUCGUGUAUUUUAUUAUAAUAUACAAACAUGCACGAGGCAUAUGAGGUGUCCCACCUUCUUAAUCUUACGGUCCAAAUAGAAGCUAUUGCAGCAUAUGAUGAUCACCUGAUACUGGGGACCAGGCAGGGCCACCUGAUGAUGUAUUCACUGUCAACCACUAACGGGAAUCAGAAAUAUGAGCUACAACUCUUACAGUACUGUAAGAAUUUUAGCAAGAAACCUAUUCAGCAAAUUGAAGUUAUCCCAGGAGAUAAUCUUCUUUUGUGUCUCACCGAUAACAUACUCACGACACAUGAUAUUAAAGGUGUGAAUUUCCCACUUCUGAAAACAUUUUCACAAACGAAAGGGGCAUCCCUAUUUGCUAUUGACAAUAAGUCUCAAACCUCCAUGACUGGUGAAUCAAAUUCCGUGGUCCGCCUUUGCGUCGCCGUGCGAAGGAAGCUGCAACUGUUUUACGGAAAGAAUGGAGAAUUCAAACAGCAUUUGUUUGACUUCAAUAUUCCCGAUGUGCCAAAGGUUUUGGCGUGGGGCCAACAAUAUUUAUGUGUUGGUUUCAAAUCCGAAUAUACAUUGUAUGAUCUUUCAUCAGGGAAGCCCAAAGAACUCUUCCCGACCAGCAGCUCCAGGUCUCUAGAGCCCACCAUAGCAAAGUACUCGGAAACUUGCUUCCUGUUGGGUCGUGAUCUCACCUCAGUUUUAGUUGAAGAAGCUAAGGAGAUAGAAAUAAGGAACACUGUUAAGUGGCAGUCAGCACCUAUUGCUCUUGUGUGGGAUGAGCCUUACCUUCUCGGGCUGAUGCAGGACGACAACGUGGUGGUGCAGACAGUGGAGCCCGCCUUGUUCGUGCAGACACUGCCUGAACUUAACAAAGCGAGACUGAUGUACAGAUGUAACCGAGGCCUGGUGUUUGCUGCCUCGGUAGGGCAAGUGUGGUGUCUGAGCUCCGUGGACAUCAAUAAACAAAUACAGCAGCUCCUCAAAGACAAACAGUUCCAAAUUGCCAUCAACUUGACGAGUUUGAACGACUGCCCAGAGGAAGAUAAGCGUCAAAAGAUACACUCCAUUCAAAUGCUGUACGCUCUAGAGCUAUUCGACAACAAGAAAUACGCUCAGGCUAUGAACGAAUUCGGUAAACUGAACACCGAUCCCGCCGACGUCAUAAAGUUAUUCCCAGAAUUAGAUAACAAACCGGGCUCUAGCGGGAAAAAUGGGAAACUAAAAGGGGAAGACUUAGAAAAUGCAUUGAACGCUUUAGUGAAGUACUUGUUGGAGUUGAGGUCGAGGAAGAGUAGUGCGAGCGAGGCGAGUGGUUCUCAGGAUGAGGCGGGACAGAGGAAUGUGCAGCAGCAGCUGGAACUCAUUGAUAUAACGCUUCUGAAGUGUUAUUUGCAGAUCAACGACGCCCUAAUCGCGCCACUCCUACGCCUAAACAACUGCCGACUAGACGAAGCAGAAAAGAUCCUGUCAGCGCACGGGAAAUAUACGGAUCUCGUGAUCUUGUACCAAACUAAAGGGCAGCAUCUGAAGGCUCUGCAGCUUUUGAAGGAGCAGGCUAAGCAGCCAGACUCUAAUUUGAAGGGAUACAAUAUGACCAAGAAGUGUUUACAGCAACUAGGUGCCGAACACAUCAAUCUAAUCUUCGAGUUUUCCGACUGGAUCAUACGGGACCACCCCGAAGAAGGCCUCAAAAUAUUCAUCGAAGACAAAAUCGAAGUUGAAAACCUACCGCGACCGAAAGUUCUAGAUUUCUUACUACGGGAACACAAAUCUCUAGUCGUUCCUUAUUUAGAACAUGUCAUACAUACAUGGAACGAUACUAAUAAUCUAUUCCACGAUGCUUUGAUUAAUAUGUAUAGAGAAAAAAUAACGGAUAAGAAGGCUAAUAUUACUGAAGAGGAGCUCCAGCAUACAAAGUCGAAAUUGUUGGCGUUCCUCGAGAAAUCUUCACAUUAUACGCCGGAGAGAGUAAUAUUGCAUUUCCCGUCCGACAGUUUGUUUGAGGAGAGGGCUAUUAUUUUGGAGAAGUUGGGCAGGCAUGAACAGGCGCUUGCUAUUUAUGUACAGAUUUUAGGCGACGUCGAUCGAGCCAUUCAGUACUGCGAGAAAACCUGCGAUACUUCCAACGAAAAGAGCCGCGACAUAUACAUAAUGCUGCUUCGAAUCCUCAUGAACCCUCAACAGAGCAGCGCACUGACAGGCCCUCUGGCCAACAUACCCAGACACCCGAAAACGUCGGAACCGGACCUGGAGACAGCUCUUAGUAUAUUGGAGAAACACGCGGACAAGAUAUCUCCUGUCAAGGCUCUCUCUGUGCUGCCCGAUUCAGUGCCGCUGGCCAGGUUGAAGCACUUCCUGGAGAGCGCCGUGGACAACCAGCUCACGCUGAAGCGAAGAACACAAGUACUCAAGGGAUUGCUGUAUGCGGAACAUUUACAGGUACAAGAGUUAAAACAGUACCACGAGUCAAAAAGCGUAGUAAUCAACGACUACAACGUGUGUCCCGUAUGCAAGAAGCGCUUCGGUAACCAGAGCGCCUUCGUGCGCUACCCUAACGGUGACAUCGUGCACUAUUCAUGUAGGCUAGACAAGUGAACCCAUCAAACUACGGUAUAUGUUACAUCAGAUUAGAGCCACAGAUAAAGACACAGGGAUCUCCAUUAAGAGUCCCCGGCAAGCUCAGCCAUUGCACCUUCUUAGACAAACGUAGUUCCGCUCUCAUUUUCAAACUACGUGUUGGAUUGUGAUUAAACUUUGCACAUGCAAUGACAUGAGGUAUAUCUAGCUCUGUAAUUAGUUUAUAUGUGCCAUUCUCAAUCAAAAGUGUACUUAUUGUCGGUUGUCAAUAAGGCGCUAUUUCCAUAUAGCAUUGACAAGCGAGAUUGUAAUUGCCUAUUUUGUAAUAAACUGCCAUACGACUAAAUAAAUAAUUGACAAGCGACAAUGUGGUACCUUUUGGUUGAAAACGUCACAUAUAGUUCCAGUUUAUAAAACAAACGAAACAGAGCAAAAACAAGUUUUGUAUGAAAAACUUAAAAUUCGCUGUAUUUUUUUAACUAUGGUAUCUGAAGCUUCAUAAACUAAUUACAGACAUAGAUAUACCCAAGUCCUAUUGUGAUACAGUUUCAGAGCAAUCUAGCUAAUCGUUUUAAAAUGAAUAUAGCAAAUAAUCCGACCGAAUUACGUAGGUUGUUUCUGGUAUGUUGUCAGGAACGUUAAAACGUGUUUUUAAUUUUGUCGCAUUGCGUAUGUUCUGUCCCUCACGGUCGCACGGGUGCACAUCUAUAUAAAAUACUAGGUGUAUGGUCUAGGUACUUCAGUGUAUGGUGGCGCCGCCUAUUUACUGUUUUUUUAUGGUUACUUUUUGAUACAUGAAGAUUCAUUACCUUAUCUCGACCUUCCAUAAUUAGCAUGAAGAUGGCGUGAAGUGUCAAGUUUCCGACUUUGUUCACAAGGUGGCACUGUCAGACUACAACGCAUACGUUCCCUAUUGGACACUGCUCAGGAUGGUAUUACAUUUGUCCAAUGUGCAUUGCGUCUUGCGUCUCACUCUCUCAUUAAGCAAAAUGUGAGACGCAGUCUAGGGGUGAAAAUUCCGGAAAAAAUCAAAUGUAAUUUUCGGGAAUUUUGCAAAAUUUCGUUUUUUUAUUAAAUACGUCACACACAAUGCCACUGAUGACUGAUGACAGUGUCAAUGCCAUAGACAAACACAUUAGAUAUGCAACAUUAACCUACCUGUUUAAAUUCCUAAUUAAGUAUAUUGAAAAAUACAUUGUUUUUUUUCGAAAGAAACUUGAAAAAAACGAGCCGUUUUGAAAUUUUCCCGGUUUUUAUACGGAACGGACUUGGUUACAAUUUAAACACGAGUUAUUGAAAAAAAGGCUGUUUUCUAUAAAAACACGUUUCCGUAAUGCCUUGUAAUGCCCUGUUUGUUGCCUUAAAUUGUGUAGAUUGCUUUAAUAGAAUUACAUCCAUUGCAUGAAGUAGAUACGAGAAUGUAUUUAGUGUCUGUAUAUUUUACUUAAUGUUAAGGCAGAUUUUCACAAAUGCUGCGAUGAAUAAAUAAUCAAAUUAGCAGUAUUUGCGAAUUGCAUCUUUAAUGUAUAUGACUACAAGAUGCAAUUCGCAAGUCGAAAUUAAUUGCUUUAAGUGUAAAUUAUUGAUAGACUUGGCUGUAUAUUUAUAAAUGUUAUAUUUCGUGAUAAUGUUAAUAUUUAUACCUGUAUAAAUGAUAUAUUAUAGACUGUAGUAAAAUUUAUAUCGGAA